Schistocerca serialis cubense is the source of this 450-nucleotide messenger RNA. Its product is annotated as protein TsetseEP-like. The record is from RefSeq and is a predicted model, not a curated record. NCBI's taxonomy places the organism in Eukaryota, Metazoa, Arthropoda, Insecta, Orthoptera, Acrididae. Bases 1 to 450 code for a protein of 149 amino acids. The transcript is spliced from 2 exons.
AUGACAAAUGAAGGGUUAAUAGGAGACUGGCAGCGUGUGAGCAAUAACUUAACGAGAGACGACCAACCGAAGGACCAACCGAACGACCAACCGAUCGACGAACCGGACGACCAACCGAUCGACGAACCGGACGACCAACCGGACGACCAACCAGAUGACCAACCGGACGACCAACCAGACGACCAACCGGACGACCAACCGGACGACCAACAGAACGACCAACCGAUCGACGAACUGGACGACCAUCCGGACGACCAACCGGACGACCAAUCGGACGACCAAUCGGACGACCAACCAGAUGACCAACCGAAGGACCAACCGAACGACCAACCGGACGACCAACCGGACGACCAACAGAACUACCAACCGAUCGACGAACCAGACGACCAACCGGACGACCAACCGAACAACCAACCGAACGACCGACCGAACGAUCAACCGGACGACUAA